Trichomonas vaginalis G3 is the source of this 708-nucleotide messenger RNA. RefSeq lists its product as uncharacterized. NCBI's taxonomy places the organism in Eukaryota, Parabasalia, Trichomonadida, Trichomonadidae. The record is from RefSeq and is a predicted model, not a curated record. The annotation marks the transcript as partial. The transcript has a single exon.
AUGUACGCCGCUCAGAAUAUAACGCCAACAGUUUUGGAUGCUAUGAAUGGAAAUGUUUCCGAAUGGUAUAACGAAUGCGACAAUGCCAUUAGAAGGUCAGAAAUAGUUCCUGGAACUUACGAAUAUACAACUGCUGUUUCUUAUGGAAACGUAGGUGAGUUUGGAGAAGGUUCUUCAACAACAGUAGAUAUUGCUUGCGACAGGUUUCAUAUUAUUUCUAUUGACAACUCAUUCUUAUACGUGGAACAAGACAUUGAAAUAAAACCUUCUGCCAAGUUGUCUGACAAGAAAGGUUGCAAUGGAAUUUUCUAUGUCGGAUACCAAUAUGCUCCAGAAGUUUUCAUGGGAUAUAAGAUAUAUUCUAACUCUGACUUAGUUCAAACAGUAACAUGGGCAAACUAUGAAUGGUUCGCUUUGAGAAACUCAGUACAACCACAAGCUAGAGAACAAACAGACCAGUAUGCAACUAUUGAGAAAAUAAGAAGACUUGACCCUAACGUUCCAGGAGUUUAUGUUGACCUUUCUGGACAAAAUGCAGCAGCAGUAACCAAAGUAAAAUUGAAACUUAGAGUUCCUUUGUCAUCUUUCCUCAUCUUCAGGUUUUUAAGAUACUUGCCAAACUGGGCAGGAAAAAUUUCUAUCGAACUUACUCCAAGCAAAAAUAACUUAGUCAUUGCACCAACACAAGACCCAUUCACUCUUACAGAA